AUGAAUCAGGACGCGGAACAGGAAGACUUUGUGCGCUUAUUGAAGCAGCUGAAUCUCGUCCAGUCCGUGGAGCAGGCCCAGCAAUUGGAGAAGGAGCAUCGCUUUUGGGACACGCAGCCAGUACCCACGCUGCAGGACCAAAACGGUGGAGAUAGUCCCGACUGUCCUCGUGGACCCAUCGAUGUUCCCCAAAAGACACCCGACCAAGUCCGACAGGAGCCGUACCACAUGCCUUCAGGUUUCACUUGGUCCAUCCUCGACGUGAUGGACCCUUCUCAGGCCAAGGAACUGUACGAGUUGCUCUCCAACAACUACGUGGAGGACACUGACAGCACCUUCCGCUUCGACUACUCCGUCGACUUCUUACAGUGGGCUCUCACCCCUCCCGGCUACCAUAAAGACUGGCACAUUGGGGUACGCAGUACACACAACAACCAGCUCAUGGCCUUCAUCGCGGGCAUUCCGGCUCAACUUCGGGUCUACCACGAGACUUUGAAGAUGGCAGAGAUCAAUUUCCUGUGCGUCCACAAGAGGCUAAGAGAUCGACGCUUGGCUCCUGUGCUGAUCAAGGAAGUGACACGGAGAGUGAACCUCCUUGAUAUCUGGCAAGCAGUGUAUACGGCUGGAGUGGUCUUGCCCAUGCCGGUGACGCAGUGUCGGUAUUUCCAUCGGUCUUUGAACCCAAAGAAACUGAUCGAAGUGGGGUUUUCUCCUCUCCCUCCUAGGAUGACACUGGCACAGACGAUCAAGACGCUGAAGCUGCCUACGCGCACAUCGACACUCGGUUUUAGAGCAAUGGAGCGGACCGAUGUACCUGCAGUCAGGCGGUUGCUGAGGGAUUACCUGGCCAAGUUCCAUCUCGCAGCGGAGUUCAGUGAAGAGGAGGUGGCGCAUUGGAUGGUGCCGCGUGUUGGAGUCGUGAACGCCUACGUGGUGGAAGAUCCAACAACUCAAGAAGUUACAGACGUAUGCAGUUUUUACCACUUGCCGUCGACGAUCAUUGGCAAUGACAACCACAAGAAACUCAGUGCCGUCUACUCGUUCUACAAUGUGGCCAGGUCGGUGACGCUCGCACAAUUGAUGCAGGACGCACUGGUUAUGGCGAAGAGGGAGAAUGCAGAUGUGUUCAAUGCGCUCGACGUCAUGGAGAAUGUCGACAUGCUACAACCGCUCAAGUUCGGACCUGGUAGUGGCGAGCUGCAGUAUUACCUGUUCAAUUGGCGCUGCCCGCGGAUGUCUAGCGAUCGUGUGGGCGUCGUGCUGUGCUAG
Phytophthora infestans T30-4 is the source of this 1269-nucleotide messenger RNA. Its product is annotated as glycylpeptide N-tetradecanoyltransferase 2. Bases 1 to 1269 code for a protein of 422 amino acids. Gene Ontology annotation, cellular component: cytoplasm. The transcript has a single exon. Lineage: Eukaryota; Oomycota; Peronosporomycetes; Peronosporales; Peronosporaceae. The record is from RefSeq and is a predicted model, not a curated record. Gene Ontology annotation, biological process: N-terminal peptidyl-glycine N-myristoylation. Gene Ontology annotation, molecular function: glycylpeptide N-tetradecanoyltransferase activity.